Drosophila erecta is the source of this 2376-nucleotide messenger RNA. RefSeq names its product peroxisomal acyl-coenzyme A oxidase 3. Gene Ontology annotation, biological process: fatty acid beta-oxidation using acyl-CoA oxidase; lipid homeostasis. Bases 31 to 2112 code for a protein of 693 amino acids. Gene Ontology annotation, cellular component: peroxisome. Lineage: Eukaryota; Metazoa; Arthropoda; Insecta; Diptera; Drosophilidae. The record is from RefSeq and is a predicted model, not a curated record. Gene Ontology annotation, molecular function: FAD binding; pristanoyl-CoA oxidase activity; fatty acid binding. The transcript is spliced from 6 exons.
UUAAAUUCCGCGUUGGUGGGUGUUCAAAUCAUGGCCAGCGAGGACACAAGCUUUAUUCCCGAUCUUCCCAGCGGUGGGCCAUUGGCCGCUUACAGAAAGAGGGCCAAUUUUGACUGGAAGCGAUUGCGACUGAUAUUCGAAAAGGAGCAGGGAUUGCGAAUUAAGUACAAAGUGUGGCGUCGCCUGGAGAAUGACCCCCUUUUUGCCCACCCCUCCCGGACCCUGCCCAUGGACGAGCAGAAGCGCCUGUGCGCCAUGCAGGUGAAUCGGAUGAAGCACCUGGACCUGGUGCCCAAGGAGAUCGAGAGCCUGAGCUUCUCGGCCAAAACGAAGUAUCUGAUGUACAUCAACGAGGCGUUGGCCUGCUACUCGCCCAGUUUAUCGGUGAAGAUAGCGCUGGGCGUGGGCCUAUUCAACAAUGCCAUCCGUGCCAUGGGCACGGAGAAGCACCAGAAAUAUAUAGAGGCAGCCUGGAAUCGGGAGGUGAUCACCUGCCUGGCCAUCACAGAGCUGUCGCAUGGCAGCAACACGAAGAGCAUCCGCACAACGGCCACCUAUGAUCCGAGCACCCAGGAGUUUGUGAUCAAUACCCCAGACUUUGAGGCGGCCAAGUGCUGGGUGGGCAAUCUGGGGAAAAUGGCCACGGUGGCCAUGACAUUUGCCAAUCUCUACACAGCUGAUGGCCAAAAUCAUGGGCUGCACGGCUUCCUGAUUCCCAUUCGCGAUCCCAAGACGCUGCUCUCAUAUCCGGGUGUUCUGGUCGGCGAUAUUGGGGAGAAGUGUGGCCUGAAUGGCAUUGACAACGGAUUUGUGGUGUUCACCAACUACCGCAUUCCCCGGGACAACCUCCUCAACCGCACCAGUGACGUGACUCCUGAGGGGGCUUACGAAAGUGUGUUCACCGAACCGGGAAAGGUCCUUGGGGCGGCCCUCGAGAGCUUCUCCGCCGGGCGCAUUGGCAUCAUGCAGGAGUCGGCCAAUACCUUGUGCAGUGCCGCAGUAAUCGCGGUUCGGUACUCCGCAGUGAGGAAGCAAUUUGGCCCGGAGCGUCAGGGCGAGGAAAUGGCCAUUCUGGAGUACCAGCUGCAUCAAUACCGCAUCUUUCCCUAUCUGGCGGCUGCCUGCGUCCAAAAAAUCGCCACUGAGGAGCUGACCACCACUUACAUGGAGAUCAUAGCACGUUCCCAGGCGGAUUCCAAUGGAUUUGACGUUUUGACCCAGAAUGCUGCGGAGAUCCAUGCCCUGAUCUCGUCGUCGAAGCCGUUGAUCACCUGGGCAGCACGGGAUGCAAUCCAGGAAGCGCGAGAAGCCUGCGGAGGACACGGCUACCUGGCAGCAGCUAAGCUGGGCCAGAUGCGCACCGACCACGACCCCCUGUGCACCUAUGAGGGCGAUAACAAUGUCCUGGGACAACAGGCUUCCAACUGGUUGCUGCGCCAGUGGGGCGCCAAGCAACUGGAGACACCCAUUGGCAGUGUGAAAUUCCUGGAGCGCCGCAAGGAGUUACUGGCUCUCAACUAUGCGUCCUUGGUGCAGAGAACUCCCGUAACCAGCUGGCAGUUCUCCCUAAGGUGCUACGAGUGGCUGCUGUGCCACCUGAUGGCCAAAACCACGGCUCACAUCGAGGGCCAACUGGCGGCGGGAAGCAGCAAGUUCGAGGCGAGAAACAACUCCCAGGUGGCCGGAGCACGGGAACUGUCCCUGGCCUACGCGGAGUACUAUGCUCUGACGCGCUAUGUGGACCACGUUAGCACGCUGACAGUGGAGGCGUCCUAUGCAGCCGUACUCCGCCUGCUGUUCGACGUGUAUGCCAUGUGGCUGCUGGAGAAGCACAUGACCACCUUCUAUGUGGGUGGCUUUGCGGCUGGGCGGGAUUUCUCGGCUGCAGUGCGUCAGCUGCUGCUGGACAGCUGCCUGAAGCUGAAGGACGUGGCUGUGAGCGUAGCGGAUGCCAUUUCGCCACCCGAUUUCGCACUGAAUUCGGUCAUCGCCCGCGCGGAUGGACUCCUCUACGAGAACUUGCAGAACGAAUUUAUGACCAAUGAGGGGGCGUUCCAGCGACCCUCCUGGUGGCGUGACGUAAUCAUUCCGCAGGCCCAGUCCAAGCUGUGAGGAUUACCACCUAGUUCUCCACCUAGUAACCAAGUGCCUGACUUCGAGUUAGAUCGGAACUGGUGUUGCCCCUUGAUAAUCAGGUACAAUGGCCAACUACAUUCGCAUUGCUCCUAGUGAAACGUUUUUUUUGUAUUCAUAUGCCAACUAUAACACACAUUCGAGUACUUUAAGAUGAGAUCUGUUACUAUGUUACGGUUAAACGCGUUGAGAUAAAAGUAUUUAUGUAUAUAAACGAGUUAAAUAAAUGAGAAUCAUUUUGCG